Molecule: messenger RNA, 648 nt
Organism: Engraulis encrasicolus (European anchovy)
Lineage: Eukaryota; Metazoa; Chordata; Actinopteri; Clupeiformes; Engraulidae
Exons: 6
Coding region: 34-648 (204 amino acids)
Source: RefSeq, a predicted model, not a curated record
GCCAUUGGCUGGAAAACAAUAAUCUUGCCCAGUAUGCUGACAAAUUCAGAGACUGGAGAGACCAUUGACAUAGCAGGACUUGGUGAGGGUGCAGAACGCCAGGGAAGCCUCCAUCCAACGAACCAGUCUCUCAACCGAAAGAAGACCCAAAAUCAGACUGGAGAGACCAUUGACAUAGCAGGACUUGGUGAGGAUGCAGCAAGCCAGGGAAGCCACCGGAUGAAGAUGAAGGCCGAGUGCAAAAAACGUCACCCAAAUGUGUCCUUCCUCACAGACAAGAUGGCACGAACAAGGGCGGACAGGAACAUUUUUUUAAAGAGCCACUCCACCAUGGAAGCCCUGGAGGAGUAUCCUGCCCUACGGUUUCCCAUCAUACUCCUUGCAGAAUCACAAAGUCAGCUUGAUGUUGAUGUCGACCGCAGCAUCAUGUCUGGGAUCGGACAGAUAGCGAGCAGGGUCAUUGAACAAUGCCAGCGACGGGCCAUAGGACUAGAACUCUUUGAAAUGUACGAAGAAGCCAAGGCUGAAUGUGCGGAGGAGUCACACAGAGGAACUCUGGUGACGAGAGAUCCCAGCAACAGCAGCCACGGCGACAGCCACCAUCAGCCACCAGCCAACAGCCAUCGCGGCCCCGUCUCCGAGAUGUAG